Molecule: messenger RNA, 4734 nt
Organism: Brachypodium distachyon (stiff brome)
Lineage: Eukaryota; Viridiplantae; Streptophyta; Magnoliopsida; Poales; Poaceae
Product: protein FAR1-RELATED SEQUENCE 5
Exons: 6
Coding region: 384-3269 (961 amino acids)
Biological process (GO): regulation of DNA-templated transcription
Molecular function (GO): zinc ion binding
Source: RefSeq, a predicted model, not a curated record
ACAGGGAAAUCCCCAACGAGAAAAAAGAAAGGAGAGCAGAAACAUUAACCGAGGGAAGCGCUGCGUGUACGGCUGGUCUCUCGCCGUCGACGAAGUUAUCUCGCCUGCCUCAGGGCCGCAGACGGUGGCAGCUGCAGCGGCAGCCGGGCAAUUCAAAGGGUUCUAUCUGCGGUUGGAGCUACUUGCUUGCGGUUUUCGAGCGAAUUUGUUGAAGCUUCGGGCUUGUUCCUUCCCCGCAGCAGGUUGGGAGGCAGCGCGGAGCCAGAGGAAGAGGACCUGGAGUUGGUUUGUUGGUCCUUUUUUGGAUUCGGCAUCAGGAAUUUGCUUUUUGUGGCGGAGGGAAGGGCUGAAGAGACGGCGGAGGGGGACUGGGGGUGAGGUUAAUGGAGGUCGAGGGGCAGGGUAUGAUGGAGCCCCAAGGGGUGGAGCUCGAGGACGACAGCAUCAAUUUCUGGGCCUCCCUCGGAGUGAGCACCACCCAUGUCCAUGGCGUCGACCAGAUGCCUGCUCUGCAUAAUGUCCAGAUGGUCGACCACCAUGUACAGCUGCUGCCUGCGGCGACUACGGUGUCACACCCGCAGUCUGUCUGCAAGGAGCUAUUCCCCGUGGAAGCCGACCCCUGCCUCGAGCCCCGGGUGGGGAUGGAAUUCGAGUCGGGCGAGGCUGCCAAGACCUUCUACAUUGCCUAUGCCGGCCGUGUCGGGUUCUCUGUCCGCAUUGCUCGGUCCCGCAAGUCCAAGUGCAGCGAGUCAAUCAUCAUGCUAAGGUUUGUUUGCUCCAAGGAGGGGUUCAGCAAGGAGAAGCGUGUCGUCGAGGGGAAGAAGACAAGGAAAAGGCCAGCCUCCAUUAGGGAGGGCUGCAACGCUAUGCUUGAGGUUCUCCGCAGAGGCGACAACAAGUGGGUUGUCACCAAGCUUGUCAAGGAGCAUAACCAUGAGGUUGGGAUGCCCAGCACAGUGCACUAUAUCGCCACUGAGAGCGAUACUGUGGUUGACCCUUACAUCGGUAUGGAGUUUGAAUCCCUUGAGUCUGCCAAGACAUUCUACUACUCUUAUGCUAUUCGUGUGGGAUUUGAAGCUCGCGUGCGCCAGUCCCGGAAGUCGCAAGAUGAGUCACUCAAGAUGCUGAAGCUUGUGUGCUCAAGGCACCGGUAUCAUUCAGGACGGGAAACCAAUGCAGAGGAUGCCAAGAGAGGGCAAGCCUUGGAUCCCUUGAGAGAUGGUUGUGAAGCACUAUUUGAGAUAAUUCGGAAGCAGCAAGAUGUUUGGAUGGUCUCCAAACUCAUCAUAGAACAUACUCAUGAGCUGAACCCCGCACCACCAAGUAGAGUUUGCUGUGUCCGCUCACAAGGUGAGAUACUUGUAAUUGCAAAGAACUUUGCUGACACACGAAAUCUCCUAUUGAAUGGGCAAGAUUCCCAGCCUUCUCGAGAGAUCCGGUAUAAUGAUUUAGGACCAGAGGAUGCUCAAAGCCUACUUGAAUAUCUUAGGAAGGUACAGGUCGAGGAUCCUGCAUUUUUUUACGCAGUGCAGCUUGACAAGAAUGAGCAGACGGUCAAUAUCUUCUGGGCUGAUGCUAACGCUAGGAUGGCUUAUUACCAUUUUGGUGAUGCUGUUAGGUUUGAGACAGCAUACAGAAACAGCAAGGAGCAUAUACCUAUUGUCAUAUUUUCUGGUGUCAAUCAUCAUGUGCAGCCCGUUGUUUUUGGCUGCGCACUACUUGUCGAUGAAUCUGAAAAAUCAUUUGCAUGGCUAUUUGAAAAAUGGCUUGAAGCAAUGCAUGUGAGGCCCCCUGUUUCUUUCGUAACAGAGCUGAACCAACAGAUGGCAGCAGCUGCUGCCAAGGUACUACCUGACACCUGUCAUAUUUUCUGCGAGAAGCAUAUAUUUGGUACUGUCAAGGAGGAGCUGCAUAAUAUUUAUCCAGAGCUAGACCAUUUCAUAACUGACCUGAGAAAGUGCAUUGAUGAAUGUAGAAUAGAAGAAUCAUUUGAAUCAUGUUGGGAUUCUGUUCUCAUAAAACAUGGCUUCAGAAAUAAUGAAGUUUUACGGUCUCUUUAUGAUAUUCGCCAACAAUGGGCCCCUGCAUACACAAAGAAAUCAUUUCAUGCCGCAAACCUGCUUCCACAAAGCUCUGAAAAUUUUGAAAAGAUUAUUGAUAAGUACUUCUCGUCCAAGACCCAGUUACAGGUUUCCGUGCAGCAACUUGGAAAAGCUAUUUGUAGUUUCUAUGAGAAAGAAGCUCAGGCGGAUUAUCUGACGAUGGUUCAAGUACCAGCACUGAGGACUGCUUCACCGAUGGAAAAACAAGCGAGUUUAAUAUUUACUAGGACAGUGUUUGAUAUAUUUCAGGAGCAAUUUGCCGAGUCCUUUGGGUACCAUGCAGAGAGGCUUGAGGAUGGGAUGGUACAUAGGUACCGUGUCACGGUAGAUGAUGGUGAUGAGGAGUCACAUACUGUCACUUUCAGUCCAGAUCAAAGUACAGUGUGUUGUAGUUGUUGCCUUUUUGAGAGUUGUGGAAUCUUGUGCAGGCAUGCCCUUCGAGUGUUCAUCAUCGAAGGAGUACGUUUCCUUCCAAAGGCUUAUGUCUUGAAACGCUGGACAAAACAUGCAAAAAGUACUGUCACCUUGGACAACUACACUGAUCUACGGGGAUACUCUGAGGAUCCUUCAACUUCAAGGUACAAUGAUCUUUGCUAUGAUGCAAUCAAAUGUGCAAAAGAGGGCUCGGCAUCCUCUGAGCUCUAUAAAAUUGCUAAGGAUGCACUGCACAAGGCUCUUGAUGAGGUCAUGUCUUUAAGGAAUACCAGGCAGCAAAAUCUGCCAAACCGUACAACGUCAUUAAAAAGCCCAGUCAAGAAGUUUGGGAAGGCUAAAGAUACCUCUGCCAAGAGCUUAAAGAGUUGUGCUGCAACAGUUUGUGGUCUCGUACUUGUGCAGUUCAAUACAUAUGCCAUGAGGUCAGGAAAAAGUACAUCUGCCCUUCUAUUUUUGGUGUGCUUCAUAGUAAAAGAGAAGCGUUCAGCAUAUGUCGUCAUAUGUUCCUUCCACUUCUGGAUAAGAACAAUGAAGAUUAUUCUUGUUGCCCUAGCUGGUUCGGAGAAAGCUUGGAAAAAUGGUGCUGAAGGACAAGUUUGUUUUGAGGUGAAAACUAUUAAAAAAAAUACCAAUGCCCUAAAGGCCCCUAACUACUGCUUUACGUGUCUUAUUUUUUCAUCUCCAGCCUCCAGGCAAACCAAAUCACGUGCCUUACCACGUAUCGGAGCUUGACAUAUUUUUCAAGAUGCACUGGUUAAUCCUCCCUCUGGAGUGUCUAAGACCAGGGGCUUGUUAAUCAAUUGUCAUGUGUGGUUUCGGGCAUAGUUCCUUGGAAGAGAGGGCUAGAGGUCUGCUUGAUCCUUCAGUUCCCACUCCGGCGUUCGUGUGUGUGAUUCUGAUUCUUCAUGCCGUACCCAUAUCCAAAGUUGGUCCCAUGGAGAGUGGUGCAAUAGACACAUAAGAAACCAUAAGCUCAUGUAUAUAUCUUUGAGCAUUGAUAUGCUUUCAGAAGAAGCUUGCUCUCCCAUCCUGUUGAUCAUUUUCUUGACUUAACAAUCAGUUGCAGUGCCUGGCAAAAUGUGGAAGGGAAGCCUGCUUUCCCCACUAUGGCCUAUGGGAGCAAGUGGCACCUUCCAUGACAUGUCCUCAUCCAUGGCAAAUCCGAUUCCACGGCAGGAAGGAAGUUGUAGGUUGCUGUUGUUGGAUCAGUUGAAUUUUUUUGCUGGAACAGCACAGUGCACAUGCACGUAAUGCCAAAGCCGUGUACGGUGAGAGACCAGAUAUCCCCGGAGUCGACACAAAGGAUCAGCAGCGUGCAAUGAUUUGUCAAUACAGAAAGCAAUGGAUGCACGCAGGCAUGUAUGGUGCAAUGCAAGAUCUAGCUCAGUCGAGAAGGAUGCAUCUGCGUCGUUGCACAAGUGGAGGGCCUAGAUGAAAGGCGAAAGCAAAGCUAUCUGGUUAUGGGUGUUCUUGAGAUGCUGCAGGUUGUUGCAGAGUUAGGUGGUGUUGCAGCUGUCAGGACCUGAAUGGGAGCAUUGCAAAGCUCGAUCCUGCAGGUUCCUUGAGCUGGUGGUUCCAGGACCAGGGUGGGGGAUGUGUCCCAACAGUGGGUGGUUUGAUUGUUAAUUUUUCUUCCUUGUACAUGUCUCCAUCCUGGUUCUUGUUCAUCUACACAUGCAUGAUAGACAGAUGCCCCCGCCGCACCUCGAUCGCCGGCCCACGGUUUCGGUCUCGUCGUCUCGGCGCACGUCAAGAUAUGUUUGCUGUGUGUUGUCGCUGGCAUAGUGGCAUGGAGCUUGUGGCCGGAAUGGAUAGAGCACUAUGCAGGCCGGCCAUUGGUCGCCAUGGGGCAUGCCUGUGCCUGCCUUUAGCUGCUCCAGUUCCUCCUUGGUUUCUGCUUCCUGCUUUGCUUUGUGUUGCUUUGCUGAGUUCAUGUGGCAAAAGCUAGCAAUGAUAUGUUGCUUCUGUAGCUUCAGUGCUCCAAUGUCAAACCUUCUUCCUUCGCAUCUGGUUUAAUUUUAUCACCCAUUCAUCAAUUAUAUUGUAUUUUUGUAUGGCCUGUUGUAUUGCACACCUUUCUUUUCCCCAAACACUCAGUACUGUAGUGUAAACUUAGUGUGGACCAGCAGUUCAUGUACUCCUUUAUUCUCCUCUCUAAAAAAAGUGGCAUAUCUAUGCUAAUCCUUUAAGGUGCUCA